AUGUAUGAUGUGGUGAAGGAGUCUCCAGUACUCCUCUGUACAGAUUGGGAGAAACCAUCUUCUCUCUCCCGUGUCCUUCCUGCCCAUGUGGACCUCUCUGUUCUUCCUCCCAUGGUUCUACUUCCUGUUUUGCUGCGUGUGGCCGCACUGCAUUGCAUUCUGGGAGUUAUAGUCCUGACCGUACUUCCUGUCAUGGUACUCUGGUAUUACUACGCCACUCACAGCAAAAAGAGACGUACGCUGUUCUUCCUCACACUCUCCCUCUUCUCCCUCGCCUACAUGUACUUCCUGUUCAUCACAGAGAUCUUGCCCCGGGGGAAUGUAGGUAAUCGUCAACUGGUUACAAUCACAACUGGCCUGAUUAUGACACUUGUCUCUCUUGCGCGCACAAAAUGUGGUCCUGGAUUCGUCCGAGCUGAUCCCUCCUGUACCAUCUCAUGUAGAGGCCCCGCCCACUGUCAUGGAGUUAGCCAAUCAAUGAGUCCAGGUGGUAAGAAGUGGUGUCCUGUAUGCCGAUUGGUGCGUCCAGAGAGGGCGGGGCACUGCAGGAUCUGUGGGGAAUGUGUGUUACGCAUGGACCAUCACUGUGUCUGGAUUAACUGCUGUAUAGGACAGGGAAAUCAUAAAAAUUUCCUGUUGACGCUCCUCCUCUUCCUGAUGACAUCACUGUACGGGAUCAGCAUGGUGCUGAGGAGUGUGUGUCCACGCCAGAGUCUGUUCAUCGCUCCACUCUACUGCCCAGGAGUGUACAACCAGUACAGCACGGCGCUGUGUUUCACCUGUGUGUGGUACAGCAGUAUAGUCACAGGUGCGCUGUGUUACCUUCUUGUCCUGCAGCUGGUUAAUGUGAGCUGUAACGUGACAGAGCGUGAAAUCCACAUUGCUUUACGCAACGGAACCGCACGCUCUCGCUUCUGUGGUGUUGUCGUGGAAACGGGCACAUACACGCGCGGCUUCCUGCACAACUGGAUCGAAUUCCUCAGCAUGGACACACAUCACGGAGCCUCACACACUUACACACACACUGUAUGACCCACAACUCACGUGUGCUGUUUACACUUACAUACACUUUUAUACGUUAAACAGUGAUGUCACUCGAGUGUUUAAAUAAGACUCAGGAUAGGGUAUGAUAUGACACACACACACACACACACACACACACACACACACAAUUGGUCUGCACUCAGGUGAAUUUUUGCUCUUUACAAACUUUUUCUUCUCAAAUUUGGAUCAGACCAAAGACAACAGGAACACUCAGAUGGAACAGUUUUAAAUCUUUAGUGUAUUAUAAAGCAAUAUGACCACAGUAUCUCACACCACACUGCAGUAUCUCACACCACACUGCAGUAUCUCACACCACACUGCAGUAUCUCACACCACACUGCAGUAUCUCACACCACACUGCAGUAUCUCACACCACACUGCAGUAUCUCACACCACACUGCAGUAUCUCACACCACACUGCAGUAUCUCACACCACACUGCAGUAUCUCACACCACACUGCAGUAUCUCACACCACACUGCAGUAUCUCACACCACACUGCAGUAUCUCACACCACACUGCAGUAUCUCACACCACACUGCAGUAUCUCACACCAUCCUGCUGCCUUUCACACAACAUUUAUAAUCACUUUUACAUUUUAACUUCAUACACAGCACUGAGUUCAACUGGUGACAUCUGUCUCUGUUUAGUCUCUUAAUUGUUCAUCACACA
Messenger RNA from Tachysurus vachellii, 1715 nucleotides. RefSeq names its product palmitoyltransferase ZDHHC23-A-like. Gene Ontology annotation, cellular component: Golgi apparatus; endoplasmic reticulum. NCBI's taxonomy places the organism in Eukaryota, Metazoa, Chordata, Actinopteri, Siluriformes, Bagridae. Gene Ontology annotation, molecular function: protein-cysteine S-palmitoyltransferase activity. Bases 1 to 1032 code for a protein of 343 amino acids. The transcript is spliced from 4 exons. Gene Ontology annotation, biological process: peptidyl-L-cysteine S-palmitoylation; protein targeting to membrane. The record is from RefSeq and is a predicted model, not a curated record.